Paramuricea clavata is the source of this 372-nucleotide messenger RNA. NCBI's taxonomy places the organism in Eukaryota, Metazoa, Cnidaria, Anthozoa, Malacalcyonacea, Plexauridae. The record is from the annotation of a GenBank genome assembly.
ACACAAUUCAAUCCUGAACUUCCUUGCCAAUACCUUGCAAAGUGUGAACGGUUCUGCCCUCUACGCUGAUGUGCCUGGAUUCAAAAAUCCUUCAAUAAUAACUGGUGAUACGUAUCGCCCGGAUUUGUUGCUAUCGUUAUCAAAUGGCUCUCUUUAUGUGAUCGAGCUCACUGUUGGCUAUGAGACAAACCUCAAGAACAACGUUAAUCGGAAAAAAGCCAAAUAUAAAGAACUAGUAAAACAACUAGACGAAAAUUUUAACGAAGUAAACUUUAUAAAUCUUUCUAUGAGCUCCCUAGGUAUUUUUGCGCAAGAAUGCUCUACAUUCUUAGAAAUGUUAGGAAAUGUUGGUCUGGACAAAAACUACCAAAC